AUGGAAGAUGAAUUCAUUUGUUGUAUUUGUAUGUGUGGCUUUGAUGUAGAGCAAACAGCGAAUAAAAAUGAUCUUCCUCAUCGUCUGAAGUGUUCGCAUUGCUUUCAUAAAGCGUGUUUCGAAGAUUGGUUCAGAAAGCAACAUAUGUGUCCGUUGUGUCGUGAGCCUUGCCAACAAUCCGAUCUUAGAUUCGAUCCGAUCAUCACACAACUCCUACAGAGUAUCUCGAAGCUUACCCUACAGAAACAAACAGAUUCAUCAUCGGUCAUAACGACAACCACAACAUCAACAUCAACAUCGACAGCCAUAUCAACAACACCCAAACUUAAUAACAACAACAACAACGCCAUCAUCAACAACACUAAACCCAAUUCACUAUAUACUACACCUGUUUUUAAUGCUGAUACAUCAUCAUCAUCAUCAUCUAGUAUAUUAUGGCCAGGAAAUCUUAAUAUAAAUAACAACAACAACAAUAGUAUUAGUAGUAGUGGUAUUACUACUUCACCUGUCUUAAAUAAUACAAAUACAAAUACCAGCAGUACUAGUACUAGUAGUUCAAUGAUUUCAAAAUUGAAUCAAUCUGCUGCACUUUAUAGUCAACAACCACAACAAACGGUCAUUCCAAUUUUCAAUUCAACGAGUAAUUUCAAUACGAAUCCACCACAUUCACAUACGUUACAAAAAGUCAAUCCCGUUACCAUCUACAAAGGACUGUACUGGCAGUGCAACCGAUGCAGCAAGAAGUUUGGAACUUCCGAGCAGUAUCACUGCUAUAAAUGCGAGAAUUUCGACUUGUGUCGCUUCUGCUGCCUGGAGACAAAGACUCCUACGACACCAGAGAUUGGCAAUACCGAGCCACUCUCACUGCCAAGACUUCACCAGCAUUCACUCUACUGCAUGUCACCACUCGAUGUCUAUGAACCGAUUGUAAAGACAACCACUGCAUUAGCAACAACAACAACAUCGACAACAACUGCUGCUGCUGCUGAACCACCAAAGAGAGAUGGUCUCUUUAGAUUCACUUCACUCAGCCAGAAACAACAAGAGAAACUAGUGGUACAGCCGGCUCACGACAAACAAAACGAGGAACGUCGUACACAACAACGCAAUAGCAUCUUGUCGAUGUUGAAUCCAGCCAAGUUGAAUGAGCACACUGCCGCCGGUCUUCCCAAUAGCAUCACCAUCCCAAUACACUCAAAGCCACUCCAAAAACAUGGCAGUCCAUUAGAAGUCUACGACACUGUCAACUGGAUCUGUGACGUCUGCAGAUCUCACAAGAGUGCUACCAUCGAAACCUUUUUCCAUUCUCCAGAUAGUUUUGAUCUCUGUUUAAAUUGUUAUCAUAAACAAUUUAAACAAUGA
Molecule: messenger RNA, 1362 nt
Organism: Heterostelium album PN500
Lineage: Eukaryota; Evosea; Eumycetozoa; Acytosteliales; Acytosteliaceae
Product: RING finger protein
Exons: 2
Coding region: 1-1362 (453 amino acids)
Source: RefSeq, a predicted model, not a curated record